This is a messenger RNA of Puntigrus tetrazona (Sumatra barb), 1390 nucleotides long. It is a transcript of the gene krt18a.2, whose product is annotated as keratin 18a, tandem duplicate 2. The record is from RefSeq and is a predicted model, not a curated record. Gene Ontology annotation, biological process: intermediate filament cytoskeleton organization. Gene Ontology annotation, molecular function: structural molecule activity. Gene Ontology annotation, cellular component: keratin filament. Lineage: Eukaryota; Metazoa; Chordata; Actinopteri; Cypriniformes; Cyprinidae. Bases 81 to 1298 code for a protein of 405 amino acids. The transcript has 7 exons.
AUCUCAUACCUUUCAGAACCAGCAGUUGUAUCUGAUCUCAUUUUCGUCGAAGAGCUCUUUACUGCAGAAAAUCGAGCAAAAUGCAAAACUUCAGCGUACAGAACAAAAGAAUAUAUAGAAUGUCCUCAGAGGACCUCAGCAUGCUAAGACCUACAUUUUACUCUUUGAGAAGUGCUGGGAAUAGGGGAUCCUAUUCGAAGGACAUCUUUGGAUCUACCACUGUACAAACGGGGAUUGUUGGAAAUGUUGGAAAUGAAAAGGUUACCAUGCAAAUCCUGAAUGAACGUCUUGCUUCCUACCUGGAGGAAGUUAGGAGCCUGGAGAAGGCCAACACUGAGCUGGAGGUGAAAAUCCGACAGGUUCUGGAGAAAAAAGGUCCAGAUACCAAGGACUACAGUCACUACCAAGCCACGCUUGAUAAAUUACGCAAAGAGAUCCUGGAGAUGGUAAUGAGCAAUGCAAAUGUGAGUCUUCAAAUUGACAAUGCCAAAUUGGCUGCCGAUGACUACAGGGUCAGGUAUGAUAAUGAACUACAACUAAGACAGUAUGUUGAAGCAGACAUAAAUGCAUUGAGAAAGAUGCUGGAUGAGACCAAUGUUGCACGACUGUUUCUGGAAAAUGAUGUUGAGGGAUUGAAAGAGGAGAUUAUUGGGUUAAAGAAACAACAUCAACUGGAAGUGUCAGAAAUAUAUAGUCAAAUCAGCCGGUCAGGAGUGCAUGUGGAUGUUGAUGCUCCCAAAGGACAGGACCUGGCUAAGAUCAUGGAGGAGAUGAGAGCCAAUUAUGAAAAGAUCGUCCUAAAGAACCAGGAGGAACUGAAAACUUGGCAUGAAUCAAAAAUCACAGUUGUACAGGUCCAAGUGACCGAGAAUGCAGAAGCACUGAAAGAAGCCAAAACACAAAUCAGCGUGAGCCGUAGGCAGAUGCAGCUUUUGGAAACAGAGCUGCAGUCUCUGAUUGGAAAUAGAGCAUCUAUGGAACAAACCCUUAAUGAAAUAAACCUGCGAUAUGGGAUGCAGGUGGAGCAGUACAAUAGCAUAAUUUUGCUGAGAGAAUCUGAACUUAAACAGCUGCGUGCCGACAUUCAAAGUCAGACACUGGAGUAUCAGGCCCUGUUCAACAUCAAGAUGGAGCUUGAAGCUGAGAUAGCCACCUACAGGAGACUUCUGGAUGGAGAAGAACGAAAAUUAGUGAAAGAAUCCAUAAAGACAACAAAAGAAUCCAUCACGACAACUGUCACUGAGACACUAGUGGAUGGAAAAAUUGUAUCCUCCAGCUCAAGUACUAUCAAAAAUUGAUAUAAACAAACAUGACAUCAUUACUGUUCAUGAAAGAUACAAUACAUCAAAAACCACUAUGAAUGUUUUAAAUAAAACAACAUUAAAACUUA